AUGAAAUUAUUGCUUUUGUUUUUCCUAUUAGGAUUCUCAGAUUUUUCUACAUUACCAGCUUCUGAUGCUAACGCAAAAUUUUCUUAAAAUGAUCUUUAUGUUUUAAGAGAAAAAUCUAUUAUUAGGGGACAUUACAAAGAUGUAGCUUCGCAGUUCAAUGGUGCUUUACUAUCCUCAGCAAGAACGACUUCAUUUUGGGAAUCAGGAAUUGAUAAUAGUCCUUUAAGAAAUUUGCUCUAUUAUUCACCCAAUUAUUUGGUAAUUGGGCAUGUUGUUGCCAGACUUAGUGAAUCAAUAAUUGUGUAAUUUUUAUAAGCAUAUGAAAUAAAUACUGUAAGAUUUUGGAUGUGGGAUGGUGAUACUAGAUAAACAGACAUUCAAGUAUUCACAAUAGCAAAAGAUGGGUAGACUGAAAACAUUAUUUUUGAUGGUUUUACCUAACCAACUAUAAUGGUUGUAAAAUUUUCUGAUUAAUUGGCAUCAGGUUUGAGAUUUUACAACCGAGGAGGGAAUACUAUAGGCACAUAAUAUAUGUCAAUCAUAAAAAUAUAAGCCUUCUACGCUUUUUGA
Molecule: messenger RNA, 570 nt
Organism: Paramecium pentaurelia
Lineage: Eukaryota; Ciliophora; Oligohymenophorea; Peniculida; Parameciidae
Source: the annotation of a GenBank genome assembly